This is a messenger RNA of Syngnathoides biaculeatus (alligator pipefish), 1058 nucleotides long. RefSeq names its product RNA polymerase II, I and III subunit H (gene polr2h). NCBI's taxonomy places the organism in Eukaryota, Metazoa, Chordata, Actinopteri, Syngnathiformes, Syngnathidae. Gene Ontology annotation, biological process: DNA-templated transcription. Gene Ontology annotation, molecular function: DNA-directed RNA polymerase activity. Bases 361 to 813 code for a protein of 150 amino acids. The record is from RefSeq and is a predicted model, not a curated record. The transcript is spliced from 6 exons. Gene Ontology annotation, cellular component: RNA polymerase I complex; RNA polymerase III complex; RNA polymerase II, core complex.
UAUACUACUGUACUGUACUUAUAGUUUUAAAUUGUGUCAUAAGCCCGAGCUACCUACAAUGCUAACAAAAAUGAUAUAUGUAUAUUGUAAAUUAUAUGGGAUAUUUUCCAACGUCAAUUUUAACAUGACAAAUAGUAUGGCUGAAAGCUCUUGGCGGAAGUAGAUGCUGUGUCAAAGGUUGAGCACGUUGUUUGAUUUCACCGCCACACGGUGUUUUGAAUGAAUGACGAUUUAACCAAACUAGAAAUUAAGUGUCUACUGUAUUCACACUUGUUGCUAUAACCGAGUGUAUGUGAAGCUUGGCUGUGUACAAAACAGAGGAACGUAGUACACCAACGUCAAAGAGAAACAGGGAAACAAAUGGCUGGAAUUCUUUUUGAGGAUAUCUUCGACGUAAAAGACAUUGAUCCAGAUGGAAAGAAGUUUGACAGAGUGUCUCGUCUGCAUUGUGAAAGUGAAUCUUUUAAGAUGGACCUAAUCUUGGAUGUGAACAUUCAAAUCUAUCCAGUAGAGCUGGGUGACAAAUUCCGACUGGUAAUAGCCAGCACAUUAUAUGAAGAUGGAACGCCAGAUGAUGGGGAGUACAAUCCUCAAGAUGAUAGACCGUCUCGAUCGGACCAAUUUGAUUAUGUGAUGUAUGGGAAGGUUUAUAAGAUUGAAGGUGAUGAGACUUCUACAGAAGCGGCAACACGGCUCUCUGCCUAUGUCUCUUACGGUGGCCUCCUCAUGAGGCUCCAGGGAGAUGCGAACAACCUUCACGGCUUCGAAGUGGACUCAAGGGUCUACCUCCUCAUGAAGAAACUGGCCUUCUAAAACUCAGCUCGCCCCUCUUUUCCUCACUGUUCCCUCUGUCAGAAUUUUCAUAAACAAUACUGAACAGAAUACAUUUAAAGGAAACUGAAGUUACAUAGAACCAGUGUUUCCAUGUUAUAUUUGUAGAUUUAAGAGAACAAAAACAAACCGUUCCUCUUGAGAAAUAGACGAGCAGUUAGACUGUUACACGUCAACUGCUACAACCUCCAUUUCCUACUCUGUAAAUAAAUUUAUUUUUAAAUAUA